AUGAGUACCACAGAAGACAACGGAAGCAAGUGCUCUUCGGCCCCGAUUUCCACCUUCACCAUUCAGUCGAUAUUGGGCAAGUCGUCGGAGAAGCCACGGUCCGGGGCGAAGGAGAGUUCCAAGGGACUGCAGCUGGCGAGGACGCGCUUGCUCUCGGUUUCUUCGGAAGAGGAGUGCAGCGGUGGGGAGGACUCUGCAGACUGUUUCUGCUCGGAUCCUGGUCACAGCGAGCCAUGCAACCAACAUCAACCACUUAAUUUUUCACGUUUAGGUGCAACCAAGGGACUUAUUUCAGGCCAUGACGGGAUUGCACGGCGACCGCACUUGACACAGCCUCUGCUGCAGGAUUACAAAGAGGAACAAGAGAGACCAUGCAAUCCAAUGUCACCUAUUUCCGAGGAGAGACAGACAGACGGUGCGAACAAGCAGACUAACUCGUCCAAGAAGAAGACUCGUACCGUCUUCUCGCGGAGUCAGGUGUACCAGCUCGAGUCCACAUUUGAUAUGAAGAGGUAUUUGAGCAGCUCCGAGCGAGCCUGCUUGGCAUCAAGUCUACAGCUAACAGAAACUCAAGUGAAGACGUGGUUUCAGAACCGCAGAAACAAGUGGAAGCGACAACUGUCGGCGGAACUGGAGGCUGCGAAUAUGGCACACGCAUCCGCACAGACACUGGUCGGAAUGCCGCUUGUUUUUAGAGAUAGCUCCCUGCUCCGGGUACCAGUUCCAAGAUCUAUUGCUUUUCCAACGCCGCUAUACUAUCCUGGCAGCAGCCUACAAGGGUUACCCCUGUACAAUCUGUAUAACAAGAUUGAAUAUUGA
Salvelinus namaycush (lake trout) is the source of this 819-nucleotide messenger RNA. Its product is annotated as homeobox protein HMX2-like. Gene Ontology annotation, molecular function: DNA-binding transcription factor activity, RNA polymerase II-specific; RNA polymerase II transcription regulatory region sequence-specific DNA binding. NCBI's taxonomy places the organism in Eukaryota, Metazoa, Chordata, Actinopteri, Salmoniformes, Salmonidae. Bases 1 to 819 code for a protein of 272 amino acids. The record is from RefSeq and is a predicted model, not a curated record. The transcript has 2 exons. Gene Ontology annotation, cellular component: nucleus. Gene Ontology annotation, biological process: regulation of transcription by RNA polymerase II.